This is a messenger RNA of Wasmannia auropunctata (little fire ant), 1270 nucleotides long. It is a transcript of the gene BBS5, whose product is annotated as Bardet-Biedl syndrome 5 protein homolog. Gene Ontology annotation, biological process: intracellular transport; cilium assembly. The transcript has 8 exons. Gene Ontology annotation, molecular function: phosphatidylinositol-3-phosphate binding. The record is from RefSeq and is a predicted model, not a curated record. Lineage: Eukaryota; Metazoa; Arthropoda; Insecta; Hymenoptera; Formicidae. Gene Ontology annotation, cellular component: ciliary basal body; BBSome.
UUAGCGUGGCACAAGUUAAGUCCACUGCAGCAUUGUCUUGUUUAACUAAUGUCUAGAAUGUGGCAAGACAACGAAGUUAAAUUUGACAUUUCUCAUUCUAAUAUGCAAUUACGACCUGGUGAACUCACUGUUGACAAACUUGAUAUGAUAGAAGAUACAAAAGGCAAUGCCGGAGAUCUAGGAAGACUGAUUGUCACAAACUUAAGAAUCAUAUGGCAUUCCUUAGCCUUGCCACGAAUUAACUUAAGCAUAGGCUACAAUUCAUUUAUCACAGUGAAUACGAAAAUUCUUCAUACGGUCCAUGGGGUAUAUGUACAAGCUCUUUACAUACUGACUUCGUUUCGAAAUUGUCGAUAUGAAUUUAUAUUUACCAAUCAUGACACCAAAAGUACGAGACAUUAUACUUCAGUUAUAGGUGUUUACAGAGCUUAUGUGUCAUCAAAAGUCUACAGAGAAAUUAAACUGAGAAGUGGUAUUAUACGUGAAAAUCGAUUGGUUUUAUUACCUCAAGAAAAAGUGCACUCCUCCGUGCAGGAUGUUUGGAAUUUAUCUGUUGAACAGGUUUCUAUCGAAUGAUUUGUAUAUACACUAAUUCAGUUAUUAUAAUAUUUUAAUAUUAAAUAUUAAAAAAAUUUACAAGACAUGAAAAAUUGUACAUGGAUAAUUUUUGUUCAGAUUACUAUAAGGACAUCGAAAUUUGGACCAACUUUAGUAAUUUUAAGUACAGAAGCCAGCGGAGGAUAUGUCUUAGGUUUUCGCGUCAAUCCCUUACAACAGCUUCAUAUUACUCAUAAAGAAGUAUCAAUAUUUCGUUCAGAAUUUGAAAAAUUUCCUAUUUUUGGUGUGGAAUAUACGUUUGAACAUCAGGCACCUGCACAAGAGGACGUUAGUGUAGAACACUUCACUGAGAUACAAGAUAAUCAAGCUGAAAUAUCAAAUAUAUUUGGUUAUUAUUUCUCUGAGGGAGAAACAGGUCAAAGAAAGCCAAAUUUUUCAAUUCAUUUAGGAGUCGCGGCAGAAGAGCCAAGAGAAGGCAGCACGUUACAGAGUUUAUGGGAACUUGUACCAUCAUCCGUCAAUUAAAUUUCUAGCUUAAUUAUUUCAAAAAGUUUAAAUUUUCUACAUUAAUGUUAUAAAUAAUGAUAAAUUACAUGAUGCUUCCUUAUUAUCUUAUAGGGAAUAAAAGUAAAUCCAUUUUAUACAAAGAGAUAUAACAUGAUAUAUUAUUAACUACAUCUUAUAAGACUUGAAAUAUAAUUUUUGUUUAAGU